AUGGCAGCUAUCAAGACGCAAGAAUGCUUUGCCUCGCACGGCCUGAAGCACAACGUUACCAAGACACACGGAGGCUCAGAAGUCCACAGCUACACGUCCGACCUAGGUUCCGAUUCUGCUAUACUGACCCUGAUCCACGGCUGGCCGCAGUCGGCAUAUGAGUGGCGUUAUCUUGUCCCGCUUUUGAACAACAAAAUUUCACUCUUUGUCCCUGAGCUUCCAGGCUACGGCAUCUCGACUCCUCAAAAGCAGAACGACAAGGGUGCCAUCGGGGCCACGCUCCUCGAAGCGCUUGUCGGUGUCUUUGGCCCUAAUCGCCGCGUCAUUCUCGGCGGCCACGACCGCGGUGGCCACAUCUGCCAUCGCCUAGCAGUUGACGUGGACCGAUACCCAAUCAAGGCUCUCGGGACUAUCAUACUCGAAGUUGUGCCGAUCUCAGUGCAGUGGCGGGUGUGCAACAAUCCGAAAGUCGCUAGUCAGCUGUUUCAUUGGCCCUUUAUGGCAAACGUCGAAACGGCUGUGGGCAUGAUCCAGUCGUAUGGCGCUGCUAAAUGGAUCAGAAGCGCAAACGAGCGUGUCGCAGGACCAUCAGAAAUUGGAAAGGCUAGGGUAGCGGCUGACAACGCUAAUGACAUCUAUGCAGAGCUUCUCUCGAGCGAGGAAGCUACCAGAUAUACCUGCGAGGACUACCGGGCUGGAGCACAAGAGGAUGUUACUGAGGAGGAAAGUGAUCAACAGGCUGGCCGCAAGAUUAACAUACCGACCUUGGUCGUUUACAGUAAGUCGCGAUUUGGUGACACCAUGGAUUGUGAGGCUGAAUGGCGGGAAUGGGUGGCUGAUGGCGUCGACUAUGAGUGCGUUGGUGUUGGUGAUGAGAGGGGCCAUUAUCUGCCAGAAGAAGCGUACGAGGUAAUCGACGAGCUUAUGACUAAAUUCGUCAACAAGCUAGCGCCCUGA
Cyphellophora attinorum is the source of this 957-nucleotide messenger RNA. RefSeq names its product Fluoroacetate dehalogenase. Gene Ontology annotation, molecular function: hydrolase activity. The transcript is spliced from 2 exons. NCBI's taxonomy places the organism in Eukaryota, Fungi, Ascomycota, Eurotiomycetes, Chaetothyriales, Cyphellophoraceae. The coding region runs from base 1 to 957 and encodes 318 amino acids. The record is from RefSeq and is a predicted model, not a curated record.